GUAUGUACAUUCGUUCCUCUCAGCACAUCUAUUUAAGGGGGGCUCCUUGCCCUCUUUUCUUACAACUCACAACGUCCUCCAUCAACAAAUUCAACAAAACCACACGCAGCACAAACCUCUCAAACUAGAUCUUUUUUCUACACAUUUCAAACCCGUCAUCAUGCAGUUCACCACCGCAAUCUUUGCUACCCUCUUCGCCGCCACCAUGGCUGCCCCAGCUCCCGCCGAGAACAAUGCGAUAGCCGAUCACUCCGCCUUCGUACGCCGCCUCGCCGCUAUCAGUGAGGCCCCAUCAGCGACAAUCAACAAGCGCUGCGACCACAAGAAGUUCAAAGAAUGCGCCGAGCCAUGCAGUGCUUUUACCUACAACCCGGGCGGUGGCAUCUCCCAGGCGCUCUGCAUUCAGUCCUGCAACAACAUUAGCGGAGGUGACUGCUAG
Messenger RNA from Periconia digitata, 439 nucleotides. The record is from the annotation of a GenBank genome assembly. Lineage: Eukaryota; Fungi; Ascomycota; Dothideomycetes; Pleosporales; Periconiaceae.